GCCCUCACCUGCCUACUCAACCACGAUGCAUCUACGGACUUACACCACAUCUGUUAUCUUGGUGGCUUCUGCCGCGGCACAGUCCCUCGGGGACGUACUCUCCAAACAUGGCUCGACAUCGAUGCUUCACGGUCUCCUCGUAGACCUGAAGCUCAUGGAGACCUUUGAGACUACCAAGAACUCUACACUCCUGGCCAUGACCGACGAUGCAAUCAUCUACUUAGCAAAAUGGGGCCUGAACCUCACCUCCAUGGAUCCAGACAUCGCCAGGGGAAUCCUGAAGUACCACUUCCUAGAGGGCGCCUACCUAUCAUCGGCUCCCGCGCUCCACGUAGAGACUCAGCUAGCUCGAUCGUCUCUCAAACCAUCCUCAGGCCUCACAAACAUCUCUCAGGGUGCCGUUGUCAAGUUGACAGCAAGCUACGACGGUUCAUACAGCCUCCGCGUGGAAUCCGGCGACCAGAAGAUCAUCCACACUGUCGACACAGACAUUCACCACGCAAACGGCGUAAUCCACACGAUCGACCAGGGUCUGGUUCUCCCCCGUAGUCUAUCAGAGACUAGCAGCCUGGGAGAACUCGACGGUUUCUGGAACACAGUCACCAAGUCCCGUAUGGGCGGCGUGCUCGAGAAGCUCCGUGAUGUGACCGUGUUCCUCCCGAGCAACAAGGCUGUCUGGAAAGGACACUCGAUGCUAGAGUCUUUGAAUAUAGAGGCACUGGAGACGCUCAUCAAGGACCACGUCGUCCCGAACCAUGUCUUGUUCCAUACGUGUUUCCCGCAAAAGCCGAGGAUGGUGACGACGUUGAGCGGCAAGAAGAUUUCCAUCAGCGGCGAUUCCAAGGGACGUAUCUUUGUCAAUGGAAAGAUGGUGAUGAUGCAGAAUGUGCUUAUUAGUGGUGGGGUUGCUCAUAUUGUGGAUGAGCUGCUGUCACCAGAAACAGAUCCUGGCCACGACUCUUCUCCUGGCGCUAUUGGGGCUCCUUGGGGCUUACGUGAAGACAUUGCUCGGGCUGUUGUUGGACUUACCGUCAUCUCUGGUGUCUUCAUCAUUGGUGUUAUUAAAGCUGUCAGAUGGAGGGCCGCCAAACGGAAGGCCUUUUUGCAUUACGAGCCCCUGCCAACCACGCCUAGUGUGGUUUGGGUGGUACCUAAGUAGGUCAGCUGCGACUAAGGUCGUCUUCGGAGACUAUGAGAAUAGCCAAGAGUAGGGGUCUAGUCUGGUCCUGAGCUACAAUGUACGAGCCGGAGUGGUAUAGCAAUCAAGAUGUUAGAAAGUGGCAAUACUACUAGUGGAUCGAGGUGCUCAAUGACGGAAGAGAGAAUGUGUCUCAGUCUUAUUUGAUAGAUGGUCUAUCUGAUAACAUUUGUCU
Molecule: messenger RNA, 1373 nt
Organism: Colletotrichum godetiae
Lineage: Eukaryota; Fungi; Ascomycota; Sordariomycetes; Glomerellales; Glomerellaceae
Exons: 2
Coding region: 26-1159 (377 amino acids)
Biological process (GO): macroautophagy
Cellular component (GO): fungal-type vacuole membrane
Source: RefSeq, a predicted model, not a curated record